This is a messenger RNA of Durusdinium trenchii, 3456 nucleotides long. NCBI's taxonomy places the organism in Eukaryota, Dinophyceae, Suessiales, Symbiodiniaceae. The record is from the annotation of a GenBank genome assembly.
UUGGCUCCAGCGCCACCUCCGCAAACUAAUUCACGGCCGUCGCUUUGCCUGUUGCGCACCCGGUCGCGAUGUUCUUCAGAUGGCAGCAGUUUUUCUUCUCCUUUGCCAUCCUAGGGCCCUACAUGAUGACCUACGCCUGGUCUUUGAGCUUCUGGGUGCGUCUAUGCACCGGCUUUGUGGCACUCAGUCAGGCGGCCUCACAGAUGAUCUACUACAAGAAUCCCUCCAAUGCCGUGGUGCCGAACCCGGCCAACCCCUUUGGUGAUAGCUCUCAGGAGUUCAUCGCGCUGUGCAUCGCCUCGGGCGUUUGCGGCGCCCUCUUCGCAGCCUUCUCCGAGCCCAUCGGCCUGCUGAUCAUCCAGCUUUGGGGGCUCUUUUGCAUCUACUCCAUGGCCACCGUGGCCAGUGAGCACUUCAAGCCGCUGCCCAACUCAGCAGAGGAGGUGGUCAUGGAGAUGUUUCGCUUCGAUGGCGUCGAGGGCCUGCUGGGCGACGGCCAGUCCUGGAAUUCUUUGAUGAUCGUCUGUUGUAUCUUGGGCGCCUUGAGCAUCCUCCUCUUCCUCUCGCGGCUACUCUGCCGCCCUCCACCCAAGCUGCAGCACUUCCUCGCGGGCCUCUUCGGCGCCCCAGUCGGGGCACUCGCCACCGUACAGGCCAUCUACUUCUAUUGGAACUCUGAUGGCUCUGAGGCUCCCUUGGUCUACGGCAUGGUGGCUGGGAACAGGGCGAGGUGGUGCUCCGACCCUUCCUCAUGCAAGAUUUUCUUUUGCACCUUUUGUAUCCUGAACAUCGUGAGCGUCAUCACGCAGCUUUUGAUUUACAGCGGCUUUAAGGAGUACUGGUCCGACAGGAAAUAUGCUCCAGUGCCAUUUCGACAUCCUCGCGCACGGUCUGUGAGCUUCAGCGAGGUGAAUGGUGACACUGAGGAGGAUGACGAGACAUGGGAUAUGGGAUGUGCUCCAGAUGAAGGAUCCGAGACGUGGCACAUGAACCUACAGACGCCCAGGUCUUGCUGGAUUUUCCUCACCGCCGUGGUGACCCUCUCCUGCGUUGCCAGCGUUUGCUUCACCUACUUCGUGAAGUGGGCCAGCAAUACUGCCACCCAGUUCUUGGUUGCGCUCAUGUACAUUUUGACCAAUGCAUUUUGUUUGUGGAGCAUCAUCGAGUUCUUCCUGCUCACCUUGUGGUUUCAUACCAUCCGACUGGUUUGUGGCAUGCCGCCACUGCCAAAGCGCAAUUUCCGAGAGGGUCUGGAUCGUCCGGGCCGCACCUGUAUGGCCUACUGCUUGCUCUCCAAAGCUCCACAGUCCUCGGAAGAGUGCUUCAGCACGGCCUUGGAGGCACACUUAGCCAACUUGGAUCCCAACAUGCGGAUCACCACCAGCGUGGUGAGCGUCACCGGCUCCUACGAGCUCGUUCGCUUGGAGCUGGACUUGCGCGACCAAGCACGUGAUGAGAUCCGAAAGCGUUUGCAUCACGAGAUGCAGGUGGCGCUCUCCUCGACGCACAUCGAAGCUGAACAUCUUCGUUCACACCUUCACCUUCAUCUUUCCCACAUCUCUGAAAGCGCUGCCCGGCGGGUAGAUUUCUGGCACAGUUUGUUGGAUCCUAGCAGGGGCUCUCCUCAAGAACUACCGCGGAGGUUGACAUCCAUCAUUGAAGAGGCUGCAGCACACUUCAUCUACUUGCAUAGAACAUGCAAGAUCCUGAAGAAGCCGGGACAGUACCAGGACUUGAUGAUCCUGGCGUCUACCGGCAACAAUCAGGCGUAUACUUAUUUGGACACGGACUAUGGAAAAGAUGGCCGCAAGAAGGGCAGCGAGUGCUUUGGCUUCUCAGGCAACGUCGCUAUGGAGAACCUUGGAGCGGCAAGAGGAACGUGCAGGAACGGCAACGCGGAGUCCAAUAGUGCGUUGGUCCACGAGUUGGAGCGGCGUGGCAUGCCCGAUGUGGAGCUGGUGAAGCAAUAUGGUUCUGAUCCCAAGAACAGGUACUUCUACACCAUGGUGUUGGACUCCGAUACCAUUUGCCCGCCUGGAAGCAUCCGAACCUUGAUCGAAUCGGCGGAGCAUCCAGCCAACAGGGCCUUCGGCAUCAUCAAUGCCAACCUGGCGGUGGACUACACCGCGAAUGACGCAGACUGCACCUGGCACAUGUGGAGGAAUGCCUUGAUGGAGGUCUCAACCGUGAACCUGGUGCGGGGGCAGUUUUGGAUUUUCAACCGGACGGGCUUCUACGGGAAGGGACUCAUCCGGAAUGAGAUGUACAUCUCCAGGCUCAUUGGUUCCCCGGGCCGUUUGGUGGAAGCGUUGCCCAUUGACAUCCUGAGCCACGACACGGUCGAAGCCAAGUUGUUGCAACCGGCGGUGAACGUGAAUGUCACUCUCUAUGAGGACGUGGCCAGGAAUCCCAUCAGCGCUUUAUCCCAAUCAACUCGAUGGAUGUUUGGUGAGGUGAAGAACGCAUGCUAUCAUCCAGAUGGAUCUUAUCGUGGCAUCAUUUCGUUGCUGACAAUGAUCUAUGCAGGCCUGGUGGAAUGCAAACCACGAGAAAAGCCCUGGAUUCGUUGGCGGGAAGUGCCUUGCUCCGUGUCCGCCGAAUAUUUAAGCCACACCGGCUUCCGGCUCUUCCACGCCGGGCCAGGCAUUUUGCUGGUGAACAUUGCCACCUCCUUGCUGGCCUUUCAGAAGUUUGGCCUGGAGCUUCAAGUCUUGCCAGUCGUGGGUAUGUAUGCCUUUCUUUUCACCGUAUUGGCGCUCUUCAUCAUCCCAAAGGGUUUCUUGAUGUUCGACAAGCUCCCAUCCUUGAACCUGGGCAAGUGGCUCCUAUGCACUGGGAAGUCCUCCAAGAUCGGAGAUGGCGAGUUCUCGUCCUCGGAGGAGGACUACGACCAGUCCAUGAUCCCCCCGGGCGCGAGAAUCGUCCGGGAUGAAGAUUCGGAUAGCGAGGAAGAGGUCGAGGAGGAGAAAUUGGACCGAUGCUCCGUGCUGAUCAGGCAGUUGGCUUUGGCACUUGUAGAGAUCAGCCUGUCCAUCCUGCUGUUCAGCCCGGAGCUCAUCAUCGGGGUGGUGCGCCUUGUGCGUGGUGCCUGGGCACAGGUCAAGGGGAAGCCCAACUGGCAGCCACAGGAUGCGGUGGAGAAGGAGAUCCAGCAGAAUCUCAGCUUUGUCUACGUCUUUCGAAAGACCUGGCUUGUGUUUGCCUGUGGCGUGGCCUACUUGAUGUAUGCCAUCGUUUGCCGGAUGCAGGAUGCUGUAGUCUACUUGCUGAUCGUUUCGUGGAUUAUGUAUCCCUUCACCACCUAUUGGAUGUGUCUCCCAGUGCCCGAGGGCUGCAAGAAAUCUUUCCUUUGGAAGUGGGUCAUGGAUGUGAAGCGCAAUCAAGAUUGAUGCACUGCACGGUGCGUGGCUUGAAAGUCCCACCAAUAUACAUCAACUAGUGGCCCUGCUGGUGCCA